Messenger RNA from Rotaria sp. Silwood2, 429 nucleotides. Lineage: Eukaryota; Metazoa; Rotifera; Eurotatoria; Philodinida; Philodinidae. The record is from the annotation of a GenBank genome assembly.
UUUGUCUCUUGGUGAUGCAUCACGUGGUGGUGGUUUCGGUGACGCGUUAUCCGCUGAUGAUUUCCGUGAUCCACCCCGUGUUGAUGGUUUCGGUGAUGCGCUGCCUGCUGAUAAUUUCCGUGAUGCAUUAUGUAUUGAUGAUGUUGGUGACGAAUUACGUAUGGAUGGUUUCGAUGAUGCAUUGUCCCUUGGUGAUGUUGGUGAUGCAUCACGUGAUGAUGGUUUCCGUCGCGCAUUAUCUUUUGAUGAUGUUGGUGAUAUAUCGCGAAUUGAUAGUUUCGAUGAUGCUUUGUCUCUUGGUGAUGCAUCACGUGGUGGUGGUUUCGGUGACGCGUUAUCCGCUGAUGAUUUCUGUGAUUCAUUGCGUACAAAUGAUUUAGGGGAUUCAUCACGUGUUGAUGGUUUCGGUGAUGCACUGCCUGCUGAUAA